Molecule: messenger RNA, 2544 nt
Organism: Alternaria ethzedia
Lineage: Eukaryota; Fungi; Ascomycota; Dothideomycetes; Pleosporales; Pleosporaceae
Exons: 6
Coding region: 1-2544 (847 amino acids)
Biological process (GO): endoplasmic reticulum to Golgi vesicle-mediated transport; regulation of ER to Golgi vesicle-mediated transport; retrograde vesicle-mediated transport, Golgi to endoplasmic reticulum
Cellular component (GO): Dsl1/NZR complex
Source: RefSeq, a predicted model, not a curated record
AUGGACGACAACCAGACUCGCGUCGCCGACUACCUCGACGACAAGCUCCAGAAUGCCGCUGACCUCGACGGCCUCGACGCCCUAUUGGCCACGCUGAACUCGCAGCAUGGGCUCCUCCGCCAGCAGCUCGACGACGCACAGCGCGACCUGCACACGGCCAAGGAGGCCUCGCAUUCGCACCAUGGCGACCUCACGCGCGCCGCCGACCGCUUCACCCACGAGCAGGCCGACAUUGACCGCCGCCUGCUGGUCAUCACCGCCUCCGAGACGAGCGACGAGGCCGUGCCCCGCUUCGAGCAGGUCCUCGACACGCUGCACCGCCUGGACGUCGCCAACGGAUACGUGCAACUGCUGGCGGACGUCGACGUUCUGAGCAAGCAAGCCCAGGCGCAGCUCCAGACGUCCAAUGAAGCCGCCCUCGCGCCCUACAAGCAGCUGCGCGCACUGCACACCCGCCUCGUCAACCUGCAAGACGACGCCGAGGGCGCCGCGCCCCAGCUGCUCCACCACGUCAACACCAUCGCCCAAGCCCUGCGCACCAAGAUCCUCGACGCCUUUGCCGCCGACCUCGACCGCACCCUCAAGAAGAUACACUGGCCCACGCCCAGGGCCGCCAUACCCAGCCCGCUGCAGGAGGAAUGGGAGACGGCCAUCGUGAAGCUGCUCGAUCUGCAGCUGCCCGAGCUGCAGGGCAUGAGCUAUGCCAGCGGGCCGGGCGACAAGGUCAAGCUCCCGCCCGUCCUCUUCCCCAUCGAGGUGCUCGUGCAGCCGCUCGAGAUGCGCUUCCGCUACCACUUCGACGGCGACAAGCCCACGAACCGCAUUGAUAGGCCCGAGUACUUUCUCUCGCACAUUACCACGCUUUUGAACGACUACAGCGCAUUCGUCAGUGACCAUGUGCAACCUGUCCUGCUGCGUCACUUCCGCGGCACCGAUCUUGCGCUUAACCCCGUCUACAUCGAUGCCAUGUCCGCCUUCAUAACCGCCCUACUGCCCAUGCUGCGCUCCAAGAUUGGCUCGCUACUGCCCCAGGUCGCGGGCCAGCCCCAGCUGCUCAGCCACCUCAUGCACGAGAUAAUGAGCUUUGACACGACCAUCAGAGACACCUGGGGAUAUGACGGCGGCUAUGGCGUCGACGGAUGGAAGGGCUUAUCAUGGGAAUUCCUUGUUCAGGGCGACUGGUUUGGCCGGUGGCUGCAGGUCGAAAAAGACUUCGCUCUGUCUCGCUAUCAGAACAUCGUCGAGGCUCCAGAUUUCGGUGAUCUCGACUACGAGAGCGUCGAUCCCAAAGCCACCAAGCCUACCAAGGGAGCGAUCCGCGUGAACGACCUGCUCGAAACCAUAACCGAUCGAUACAGACCCUUGACAUCCUUCAGCCAGAAGCUCACCUUCCUGAUAGACAUACAGAUUGCCAUUUUCGACAAACUCCACGAAAGGCUGCAGAGCAAUCUGGAAGCGUAUCUGUCCAUGACCACGUCACUGGGUCGCGCUAUGGGCGGUGUGACCAAGGAGGAACAGGAGAAGCUGCUUGGCGUCGAGGGACUGGAGCGCCUUUGCAAGACGUAUGGCAGUGCUGACUAUCUCGAACGGGCCAUGCGUGACUGGAGCGACGACGUGUUCUUCCUCGAUAUCUGGGAAGGUCUACAAGAUCGUGCUCGUGGCCAGACUAGCAAUAUUGGUACCAUGAGCGUGGCCGACGUCGCGGAACGCACAUCCAAGAACGUUGAAAGUGACGACGUCGAUGGCGGUUCCCUCUUUGACGAGACGGCAUCGUGGUACGCGCGCCUCCGUGAACGCAGUGAGAAGAUUAUCAUCGACACACUCAACAGCAAUGUGCGUGAGGCGCUGCGUCCAUAUCGGCACAUCAACCCGUGGGCAACUCUUAGCGGACCCUCCGCUUCAGCCUCGACCGCCACAGAACUGUCACCAACUGCAGAAAUCGACCCAUUACUGACCUACCUACGUAGCACGCUAGCAUUCCUUUCGCGAGCUCUAGCAUCUGCGCCAUUGCGCCGCAUCACUCGGGCCGUCUUGACCACCAUCUCGACAACGCUGUGGGAGAAUGUGCUCAGCCGGUAUCGAUUCUCUACUCAGGGAGCUGCCCAGCUACACGCUGACCUCGCGGCCGUUUGCCGAGUCGUGGACAAGCACGUUGGUCCAGGGGUUGCCGAAGCGGGCUUAGCCAAAUGUCUCGAAGGCGUCAAAAUCGUCGGAUUACCCGUAAAAGGCACUUCAGCCUCGCAUGUUGAUACUGCAACGGGUCGGGAUGACGACGGUGGCGAAGAAGACGAGGACUGGGACACGGGAGCUUGGGCCGCAGAAGACGGUGAUGAGCUGCAUGAUGCUCCGCAAAAAGCAAAUUCCACCCGUGACACAGCGUCUGGGGUUGAGGGAGGAGGGGAACUUGGGCUGUGGGAGGUGGAGAGGCGGCUUUUUGCGGAUAAUCAAUCUGCGAGGGAUGUGCUGGAGGACUUGGGAUUGGAGCUUCUGAGUGAGACGGAGGCGCGGGCGUUGUUGAGAAGGAGGGUUGAGCUGGCUGGAUAG